ACAGCUCAGUCACAGAGCAACACAGCCGGUCAAAACAAACCCAGCGGAGAGGAGGAUCGUUUCUGCAGCUGCGGCUGUCUUCUGUCGGCUGCAGCAGGAAAGAGCAGCGGAGGAGUCGAUCCAUCGGUUGACGGGCUUGAUGUGAGCUCUUGGUCGCCUUGAACGGCUCCCACAGCUCGGUGUCUGCAGGAGGGAAGAGGAGGGAAAACAAGGGGGGAUCAGCUGUACCGUUUUUAACCUGAAGGCCUGAGAGAAAAGCGUCCGAAAGCCCCACAGACAUGCCCGGCUUCGACUACAAGUUCCUGGAGAAGCCGAAGAGACGGUUCCAGUGUCCGCUGUGCAGCAAGGCGAUGAGGGAGCCCGUCCAAGUGUCCACCUGUGGACACCGGUUUUGUGACACCUGUCUGCAAGAAUUCCUCAGUGAGGGCGUCUUCAAAUGUCCAGAGGAUCAGCUGCCGUUAGACUAUGCCAAGAUCUACCCAGACCCAGAGCUGGAGCAGCAGAUUCUGGCGCUGCCCAUCCGCUGCAUCCACAGCGAGGAGGGUUGCCGCUGGACCGGACAGAUGAAGCAGCUGCAGGGCCACUUCUCCACCUGCGCCUUCAACGUAAUACCGUGCCCAAACCGCUGCUCCGUCAAGCUGACGCGCCGCGACUUGCCCGACCACCUGCAACACGACUGCCCCAAGCGCAAGGUCAAGUGCGAGUUUUGUGGCAGUGAGUUCACCGGCGAGGCCUACGAGAACCACCAGGGUGUGUGUCCUCAGGAGAGCGUUUAUUGUGAGAAUAAAUGUGGAGCGAGGAUGAUGCGUCGCCUGCUGUCCCAACAUAGCAUGGCCGAGUGUCCCAAACGCACGCAGCCCUGCAAGUACUGCGGCAAAGAGUUUGUCUUCGACACAAUCCAGAACCACCAGUAUCACUGCCCACGCUUCCCUGUCCAGUGUCCAAACCAGUGCGGCACUCCCAACAUUGCCCGGGAGGAUCUGGCCAACCACGUGAAGGACAACUGCGGCAAUGCACUUGUCCUCUGUCCUUUCAAAGACGCCGGCUGCAAACACAGGUGCCCUAAACUGGCUAUUGGCCGUCACCUGGAAGAGACCACCAAGUCGCACCUCACCCUGAUGUGUAACUUGGUGGGUCGUCAAAGGCAAGAAAUUCUGGAGCUGCGAAGAGAGAUGGAGGAGUUGUCAGUCAGCCAAGACGGUGUCCUCAUCUGGAAACUCAGUGAUUACUCUCGCAAACUCCAGGAAGCCAAACUCCGGAGCAACCACGAGUUCUUCAGCCCGCCGUUCUACACCCACCGCUAUGGCUACAAACUGCAGGUGUCUGCUUUCCUGAAUGGCAAUGGUAGCGGCGAGGGCUCCCAUCUCUCCGUCUAUAUCCGUGUUCUACCGGGAGAGUACGACAACCUACUAGAGUGGCCCUUCUCCUACAAGGUGACUUUCUCCAUCCUGGACCAGAGUGACCCUUCUCUUUCCAAACCCCAGCACAUCACAGAGACCUUCAACCCUGACCCCAACUGGAAGAACUUCCAGAAGCCCUGCAGCAGCCGCAACUCGCUGGACGAGAGCACACUGGGCUUUGGCUAUCCCAAGUUCAUCUCCCAUGAGGAAAUCAAGAAGAGGAACUACAUCCGAGACAACUGCAUCUUCAUCAAGGCCUCAAUAGAUAUUCCCCAGAAGAUAAUGGGUUAAGAUCCAAUGUUUGUUUUCUGUUCAUGAAGGAGAAAGAUAGGUUAAAGACUGGAACUGAUUCUUUACCUUGAAAACUUCUACACAUUUACCCUUUAGAUACUUUCUGCCCUCACAGCCUCUCCACCACAGGGUUUGAAAUGAGGACAAGUUGAGCUGACUUGGAGGAACUUGCAUCAGAGAGGGGAAAAUGUUUGGUCUGCAGAAGUGUCCCUCGUUGAUGUUUCUUUUUUAUUUUAGCUUUUCAGUGCUUUUGCUGACCUUUUAAUGAUCCUCUACAACUUAAAGCCUUUGAAAUCAAACAGUGCCUAGAGUGUUUAUCUUGAGUUAUACUUUAAUUUUUGUUUCUGCAGUACCUACAUAAAUGAAUGUGGUAAAGAUACAGCGAUAUGGUUGGGGGGCAUCUGUAAGCUGAAAGAAACUUAGAAAAUGUUCAGAAAUGCUCAUAAGAAGAGGGAGCUAAGUAGAUUAAACCUCAAGCCCAAUUGCCUUUUGUUUACACACUCAGACAGUAUACUGAUCCUUUAACAAACACACAGACACCGGUAAGAAGUACCUGUAAGUUUUUUCCAACAUACAGACUAAUAUUUUUAGGAAACCUUAAAUAUCUAGAUGUUUUAAUUAAAUAUUUUGCGUUUAUAGCUCUCAUUAAGCCGGGAAAGCUCUUACAAUAUGAUAAAUAUGAAAUCGCAGCUAGUGUCUUGUUUGUUUAACUUACCGUACAGAGUGAAAGCCUGAAAAGUAGCGUGGUUUUGUUCAAGAAACUACAUCCCUCUAACUGCAGCUAAAAAGUGUAAUCCUGAUCCAGACACAAACUUAAAACAAAGCCAACUUUUCAUUGAUUUAUGUUUCAUUUACCUCCCCUAAGCUCAAAAUCUCUGGUUGCUACUUCUGAGCUUUAGCAGAACGCUGACCAACACAUUAAUAUAUUCAAGAGACGUACCUAAACACCUAAAAUAUCAUAUUUUAAUCAAAUAAUUAGGGUUUUAAUAGUUCUUGCAGUGCUAGAAAUAAAAAUCCUCUGUGCUAACAAUGAAACUAAAUUCAGCUUCUGAAUCGCUUAAAUAUCUGUAGCAAGAACUAGGACCAAGGACAACCUUUUAGUGAGCAAUUUGCACUGAACAGUAGAUGUAAGGCUCAGUCCUAAUCCCAAACAUAAUCUUUUGACAGAGCAAGCUUAUUAUUUGCUUUAGUUUUCCCUCUUUUUCACUCAGUUUGCCAUUAGCAUGGCAUAGCAUAACGUGAAAAAUCCCUUCUCAUUUAGAUCAAAACGAAAGAAAUCUAAUCUCUUUUUCCCUAAAACUUGACAAAAACAUUUGAAACUGAAACUAAAACCAGUUUCCAGAUUGUUAGGUUUUGCUUAAAUAUUUGAAGUAAGAUAAACCAGCUUGGCUUUUACUGAACAACUACCACCCAACACUUCAUAUAAAGCUAACUUUUGUACCCAUUCACAAACUGUUAAACAUAAUAAACUGCUGCUGUAGUUCUAAUUUUUUAUGUAAAUCUAUGCUAAUUACAUUAGUGGCGGAAAAGCCGAAAUGACAACUUUUCCACAUUAACCACGCCCUCUGCAAAAUUCUGACCAAUCACAGAAUUGUUGUCAUCACCACAUGAGAAAAAACGUUUUGCCUUUAUGAGAAACUGAGAACAUGCUGCCAGGAUGCCUACUUACUUGUAUGAAAAACGUGAUGUCAUUAUUUUCCCACUGUCCUGGGAAAAACAACAAAUUUCCUGGCUCCCGCGUAGUAUGCACAGGCUUUUAGGCUAAAGAUUGCUGAUGAUUUUACAUUACCAUAGCUUAAAGAGCAAAACGUCUUUUUAUUUAUUUCCUCCAACGGAAAAAAAUCAGAUUUUGUGUACUUUUAAAACGUUACAAUAAAACAAUGCCGCGUUAAAAACAAAACACACGACAAUAGCCUACUAAAGAUCUGUUUGUUGCUACCAUAGCAGGAACUAGCUGGCGCUCUCUUGUAUAAGUACUAGACAGAUCAUAGAGAGUUUCCGGAGCUCUCUGAUGUACCGAACACACACAACUAACUGGCUUCAUAUUUAUUAUGGAGUCCUCAUACUAAAUUAAAGCACCUUUCAUCUGUCUCCUCUCAACUGUCAGAAUACACAUGCAUUUAAGAGUGAAGGAAAAGCCAUGUGGCCUUUUUACACAGUAUGUCUUCGCAUGAGGGUUUUAGUAGAGAGCAGGUCAAGCACAUGCAUGCUUCAUGUGUUAAAACCUGGUUCUGACUUUCUUUUUUUAUGUAAGCUGUACCCUGAAAUCCUCACUUGGUGAUGACUAUUCACUAGUUUUUUUACCAUUUGAAAGUUGACAAAACUGUCAAAGGAUAGCUUUUCGGAUUUUGUUUUUAUAAAAUGUGAAUGCCCUUGGUGGUAUAACCUAUAAAGACAAUGAACAUUUGGAUUAAGUGAACUGUUUUACACACCUGGGGAAUAAAAGGUGUUCAGAGGCUUGGCAUGAUGGGACUGACUGCAUCUUCGUUGUAAUCAUUAUCUAUCCUCAGCUCAACAUUCAAUGUGUCAAUGACAAGCAGCCCUGUGCUGUAGACCCGUUUUCUUUAAAGCACCAUCAGGACUUUGAUGACAGUUUACGUAUGAUAUAUGUGAAUACUAAUGUAAAAACACAGAAGCACAUUCUGUCUUUUUUUUUAUUACUACACAUGGGGGAAUUCUUGAUUUCUUGUCAUGAUACCAGCUGAUAAUUUACAGUGACACAAAAAAGCAAGAAAAUAAAAACCUUUUUUGUAAGAUUAUGUAUUUUUAAAAAUGCUUAACUGUUUUAUACAAGCUCUUUACGUUGGAGAGUCGGGGUUGACUUUGGGAGUUUUCAGACCCAUUCGUCUUUUGAACAUUUGGAUAAUUUGUUUGUCUGUGUGGUCUGAGCCUGUUCUGUCUGUAUUAUUUCCUCUUAAAAGUAUUUAUUUUAAAGAGCCAUCUUCAGUUUAGACUGAUGGCACAAAUGUUUUAAUAUGUUGAUUGAUGAGUGCUUGUCGAUUUCUUAUCUGAAAUAAAAUACCAUAUAUUAUA
This is a messenger RNA of Girardinichthys multiradiatus, 4724 nucleotides long. It is a transcript of the gene traf4a, whose product is annotated as tnf receptor-associated factor 4a. Bases 279 to 1691 code for a protein of 470 amino acids. The transcript has 7 exons. Gene Ontology annotation, biological process: signal transduction; regulation of apoptotic process; positive regulation of JNK cascade. Gene Ontology annotation, molecular function: zinc ion binding; protein binding. The record is from RefSeq and is a predicted model, not a curated record. Lineage: Eukaryota; Metazoa; Chordata; Actinopteri; Cyprinodontiformes; Goodeidae.